AUGGCGCCUCUUACUCGGUUUCGCGCGGACGGCGACCAUGUCCAAUUGCCCCAAGCCUUGGAAUAUUAUUCACAGCGCGCUUCGGUCCCCGGCACUUUAAUAAUAACAGAAGCAACGCUGAUAUCCGAAGCUCACAGUGGCUUCCCCAACGCCCCUGGGCUGUGGACGGACGCCCAGAUUGAGAGCUGGAAGAUAAUCACUGAUGCUGUACACGAUAGAAGAUGCACUAUCUUCUGCCAGCUCAUUGCACCCGGCCGCGCCGCAGUUUUGAAUCCUUUAGAUGGAGGAGCUCGCCAACUCUUGAGCUCGAGUGCAACUCCAAUGACGGAGGAAGAAGACUGCGAUGUUCCCCAGGAGAUGACCCACGAGCAGAUUGCAUCUUGCAUUUCUGAUUUCACGCAAGCGGCAAAAAAUGCUAUCCUGGCUGGAUUUGAUGGCAUUGAGAUUCAUAGUGCAAAUGGAUAUCUUAUUGAUCAGUUCCUUCAAGACAAUUGCAACAAGAGAAACGACCGUUGGGGGGGCAGCAAUGGGAAUAGGGCAAGAUUUGCACUCGAAGUUACGUCUACAAUUGUGGAAGCAAUUGGCGCAGAAAAAGUUGGAUUUCGAAUCAGUCCGUUCAGUCAGUUCCAAGGAAUGAGGAUGACGGACCCAAUUCCGCAAUUUUCUUUUCUUACCGAGAAGUUAAAGCGAUAUCAAUUGGCAUAUCUGCACAUUAUCGAGUCGCGCGUUAAUAAUAACGUGGACGUUGAAUGUACGGAUAGCAUCAGAUUCUUAUUGGAUAUUUGGGGCAAUACAUCGCCGAUAUUUGUGGCCGGUGGUUAUACUCCAGAGAAUGCGCGUCAAGCCGUCGACGGAGAGUAUAGGGAUUACGACGUUGCCGUUGUUUUCGGUCGGCAUUUUCUCGCCAACCCAGAUCUUCCCUAUAGAAUAAAGGGUGGCCAGCCGCUAAACAAAUACGAUCGCGCGAGUUUCUGCACUCCGCUUCUUCCAGAAGGCUACAUUGAUUAUCCAUUCAGCCCAGGAUUUGUUGCUGGCAGAGCUCUUGGUACCAAGGGCACUUCUCUGACCUUGACACAAUAG
Messenger RNA from Trichoderma aggressivum f. europaeum, 1080 nucleotides. RefSeq lists its product as uncharacterized. Lineage: Eukaryota; Fungi; Ascomycota; Sordariomycetes; Hypocreales; Hypocreaceae. The transcript has a single exon. The record is from RefSeq and is a predicted model, not a curated record. Gene Ontology annotation, molecular function: NADPH dehydrogenase activity; FMN binding. The coding region runs from base 1 to 1080 and encodes 359 amino acids.